UGCAAUGGUCUUACACAAAGCCUGCAAUAUCUCUGAGGUAUGCCUAUAUUUUAUUAUGUAAAAAUUCAAAAGUCCUGCUAGGCAAAAAGUACAGUACCACAAAAGGAAAACUGGCAAAAAAUAUUUCUAACAAGACCUCAGUAGAUAACAGAUGACAAAACCUCAGUAUGAAACAAAACCUCAGUAGAUAACAGAUGACAGACAUAAGAACUAAGUUAUAAAAAAGGAAUACGAUUGGCAAAUAAUUUUUUAAUUUCACCAGAAACUAAAGCAAUCAAAGAAAUGCUGAUAUGCUAUUUAAAGACAAACAAAUAAAGAAAAAGAUAAUGUGCCAGGUUGUUGAGACUCAUAAUCUCACGUGCUAAUGAUGGGCCAUAGUUUUCUCUACCAUUUGUCAUACUCCCCCCAAAUACAGGAGACACCUGGCUUUGAAUGAGGAGGCAGCAGCUUCUGUUUCUUGGUUUCUUUAACAUCCCAAUGUGUUCCUCACUGGGACUGAGGGAAAAAGUAUUCCAAAGGUACUUCUGUCCUAAGGAAUUCUCUUGAUUCCUCAACACUCCUCUUUGCUAUGUUUUAUAGGUUCAAGGUGGGUUAAUAUCCUGCAAGGUAGGACUUCUCUUUAGGUGUACCUAUUAAUGUCAUCAGCCUUUAAGAAUUCAGAAGAAACUAGAACAGAAACAGCCUCAUUUUAACAUCCAUUACACAGUUCAAGCGGAUUUGUGUUACAACCAAAAAAACUUUGACUAAGAAACUUGUAUGAACUCCUCAAUUUCUCAAGGAUAUUUUACUCUUUGAGCACUAGUAGCAAAAACUGCUAUAUAUUAUCACUCAUUCUACCCAUAUUCAUUCAUUACAAAAGUGCCUACUGAGUGUUAAUUAUGCUCAAUGCCUGGGAUACAAGGAUGAAGAUAGGGCUCACUGUCUGUGGGGAUGGGGUGGGGACGAGUCUCAGAUGUAUUCUUAGGUAGUUGCAAUGCAACAUAAUAGCUCUAUAGCAGAAAAAAAUAUGGAAGUGCCACAGGAACACAGUGAUCCUCUUAGUUGUUGAUCACUUGGGAAUUUCAAGGAAUUGGAAAACAUUCUUGUGUGUGUGACUUUCCUACCAACAGAAUUAAACAGUCAUAUUAUACCAGAUUGGCAUUGUUUUCAUUCUGCCACUCAAAGUAUAAAUAAGCUGUGGUAUAAAAAUGCCUUAUAAACUGUUCUGCUGUGACUAGUAAUAGUUAAGAUUAUAGACCCAAGAUUUAAAAUGACAACAAUAUGUAUUAAUUAAUAAUUCCCUUAAAUAUUUCUCCUUAUCUUAUUUUCUUGUUGUGUUUUAUACAUUCUUUAUAAUUACUUUGACAAGAUUUUUUAAUUGAUCGGAACAUUUAUUGGAACAAUAUUUUAUAUGUAUGAUUCUAUACAUACUAUUCUAUUUUUCAGACCACAGCUCCAGUUUUUUUUCCAUGAAAAACAUUUCAGUUAUACUCAAAGUGAAUGGCCCACCAAUGGCAGAGAAUUUCAGGACCUUGCUCUUCCUGUAAAACAUGCUCUGAUAGCAUUUGAGUCUUCUCUGAAGAAGUCAAAUAGCAAACAGCGUCACAGCAACUGAACUUACUACGAACUGUUUUUAUGAGGAUUUAUCAACAGAGUUAUUUAAGGAGGAAUCCUGUGUUGUUAUCAGGAACAAAAAGGAUAAGGCUAACAAUUUGGAAAGAGCAACUACUCUUUCUUAAAUCAAUCUACAAUUCACAGAUAGGAAGAGGUCAAUGACCUAGGAGUAACAAUCAACUCAAGAUUCAAUUUUCAUUAUGUUAUUCAUGAACACCCGGAGCACUACACUAUAAUGCACAAAUGGAUACUGACAUGGAUCCUGCCAACUUUGCUCUACAGAUCAUACUUUCACAUUAUCUGUCUAGUGGGUACUAUAUCUUUAGCUUGCAAUGACAUGACUCCAGAGCAAAUGGCUACAAAUGUGAACUGUUCCAGCCCUGAGCGACACACAAGAAGUUAUGAUUACAUGGAAGGAGGGGAUAUAAGAGUGAGAAGACUCUUCUGUCGAACACAGUGGUACCUGAGGAUUGAUAAAAGAGGCAAAGUAAAAGGGACCCAAGAGAUGAAGAAUAAUUACAAUAUCAUGGAAAUCAGGACAGUGGCAGUUGGAAUUGUGGCAAUCAAAGGGGUGGAAAGUGAAUUCUAUCUUGCAAUGAACAAGGAAGGAAAACUCUAUGCAAAGAAAGAAUGCAAUGAAGAUUGUAACUUCAAAGAACUAAUUCUGGAAAACCAUUACAACACAUAUGCAUCAGCUAAAUGGACACACAAUGGAGGGGAAAUGUUUGUUGCCUUAAAUCAAAAGGGGAUUCCUGUAAGAGGAAAAAAAACGAAGAAAGAACAAAAAACAGCCCACUUUCUUCCUAUGGCAAUAACUUAAUUGCAUAUGGUAUAUAAAGAACCAGUUCCAGCAGGGAGAUUUCUUUAAGUGGACUGUUUUCUUUCUUCUCAAAAUUUUCUUUCCUUUUAUUUUUUAGUAAUCAAGAAAGGCUGGAAAACUACUGAAAAACUGAUCAAGCUGGACUUGUGCAUUUAUGUGUGUUUUAAGACACUGCAUUAAAAAAAGAUUUGAAAAGUAUACACAAAAAUCAGAUUUAGUAACUAAAGGUUGUAAAAAAUUGUAAAACUGGUUGUACAAUCAUGGUGUUAGUAAUAGUAAUUUUUUUCUUAAAUUAAUUUACCCUUAAAGAGUAUGUUAGAUUUGAUUAUCUGAUAAUGAUUAUUUAAAUAUUCCUAUCUGCUUAUAAAAUGGCUGCUAUAAUAAUAAUAAUAAUGCAGAUGAUGUUAUAUAAGGUAUAUCAGACCUACAGGCUGCUGGCAGGAUUUGUCAGAUAAUCAAGCCACACUAACUAUGGAAAAUGAGCAGCAUUUUAAAUGCUUUCUAGUGAAAAAUUAUAAUCUACUUAAACUCUAACCAGAAAAAAAGAAUAUUCUCAAAAAAAUCUAUUAUGAAAGUCAAUAAAAUAGAUAACAAAAGUACAGGAUUAGAACAUGCUUAUACCUAUUAAUAAGAACAAAAUUUCUAAUGCUGCUCAAGUGGAAAGGGUAUUGCUAAAAGGAUGUUUCCAAAAAUCUUGUAUAUAAGAUAGCAACAGUGAUUGAUGAUAAUACUAUACUUCAUCUCACUUGCCACAUAAUAACAUUUUAUAAUUCCUCAAAGUAAAAUUGAGAAAUCUUUAAGUUUUUUUCAAGUAACAUAAUCUAUCUUUGUAUAAUUCAUAUUUUGGAAUAUGGCUUUUAAUAAUGUUCUUCCCACAAAUAAUCAUGCUUUUUUUCCUAUGGUUACAGCAUUAAACUCUAUUUUAAGUUGUUUUUGAACUUUAUUGUUUUGUUAUUUAAGUUUAUGUUAUUUAUAAAAAAAACUUAAUAAGCUGUAUCUGUUUCAUAUGCUUUUAAUUUUAAAGGAAUAACAAAACUGUCUGGCUCAACUGCAAGUUUCCCUCCCCUUUGUGACUGACACGAAGUUUAGCACACAGCACUUGGGCCAGCAAAUCCUGGAAGGCAGACAAAAAUGAGAGCCUGAAGCAACGCUUACAAUAGAUGUCUCACACAGAACAAUACAAAUAUGUAAAAAAUCUUUCACCACAUAUUCUUGCCAAUUAAUUGGAUCAUAUAAGUAAAAUCAUUACAAAUAUAAGUAUUUACAGGAUUUUAAAGUUAGAAUACAUUUGAAUGCAUGGGUAGAAAAGUAUCAUAUUUUAAAACUAUGUAUAUUUAAAUUUAGUAAUUUUCUAAUCUCUAGAAAUCUCUGCUGUUCAAAAGGUGGCAGCACUGAAAGUUGUUUUCCUGUUAGAGGGCAAGAGCACAAUGUCCAAAAUAGAAGAUACAGUCAGGAAUAAGGGGCCCUGAAUGUCCUGAAGGCUUGAGGUAGGCCUACAGAUAACAGGAUUAUUACAAAGAUGAAUUUCCACUUUAAAAGUCUUUCAUUGGCAGAUCUUGGUAGCACUUUAUAUGUUCACCAAUGGGAGGUCAACAUUUAUCUAAUUGAAAAGGUAUGCUAACCAUUGUGGUUUUAAUUUCAAAAUAUUUGUCAUUCAAGUCCCUUUAUAUAAAUAGUAUUUGGUAAUACAUUUAUAGAUGAGAGUUAUAUGAAAAGGCUAGGUCAACAAAAACAAUAGAUUCAUUUAAUUUUCCUGUGGUUGACCUAUACGACCAGGAUGUAGAAAACUAGAAAGAACUGCCCUUCCUCAGAUACACUCUUGGGAGAGAGCAUGAAUGGUAUUGUGAACUAUCACCUGAUUCAAGGACUUUGCUAGCUAGGUUUUGAGGUCAGGCUGCAGUAACUGUAGUCUUGUGAGCAUAUUGAGGGCAGAGGAGGACUUAGUUUUUCAUAUGUGUUUCCUUAGUGCCUAGCAGACUAUCUGUUCAUAAUCAGUUUUCAGUGUGAAUUUACUGAAUGUUUAUAGACAAAAGAAAAUACAUAAUAAAACUAAUCUUCAUUUUAAAAGGGUAAAACAUGACUAUAUAGAAAUUUAAAUAGAAAUAGUGUAUAUACACAUAAAAUACAAGCUAUGUUAGGACCAAAUGCUCUUUGUCUAUGGAGUUAUACUUCCAUCAAAUUACAUAGCAAUGCUGAAUUAGGGAAAACCAAUAUUUAGUGGUAAAUCCAUUCCUGGUAGUAUAAGUCACCUAAAAAAGACUUCUAGAAAUAAGUACUUUAAUUAUUUGUUUUUCUCCUAUUUUUAAAUUUAUUAUGCAAAUUUUAGAAAAUAAAAUUUGCUCUAGUUACACACACUUAGAAUUCUAGAAUCUUAAAACUGUAAGGCGCCCCCAUCCCUCUUACUCAUUUGUAGUCUAGGAAAUUGAGAUUUUGAUACACCUAAGGUCAUGCAGCUGGGUAGAUAUACAACUGUCACAAGAGUCUAGAUCAGUUAGCACAUGCUUUCUACUCUUAGAUUAUUAGUAUUAUUAGCUAAUGGUCUUCUGCAUUUUUUUGUUUUUUAUUUCUAUUGAGAUACAGCCUUUACAUUUGUACACAAAUGUGACUAUGUCUUGGCAAUGCACUUCAUACACAAUGACUAAUCUAUACUGUGAUGAUUUGACUCAAAGGAGAAAAGAAAUUGUGUUGUUUUCAAUUCUGAUUCCUAUUUGCCUUUUGUUUAUGGAUGGAAAGCUCUGUGCAAAAUAUACAUAUAAGCAGAGUAAGCCUUUUAAAAAUGUUCUUUGAAAGAUAAAAUUAAAUACAUGAGUUUCUAACAAUUAGAAAGGAAAAAAUUAAAAUAUGAAAUGAUAACAAAAGUAAACAAAAGAUACUUUCAAAGCAGUGAACAAAACAUUUUGACAUGUCAUAAUAUAAAUUAUAAUAUAAAAAUAUAAAAACCAUAGUAUAAAUUGUCAGCCUUUGAGUUGGCUACAAAUUCAAUUUAAUGACAGAAGAGAAGGGAUGCUGGAGGUAAAUUCUUAGGGUUUCUAUCCCAUAGAGUUUGCUCUUCUGGUUCUCUAGACUGCCAAAGAACAUAAAGAUGUACGAGGGGACCUAGCUGUAGUAAAAGCAAUCCUAUAACAACAAAAACUCUAAAACAGUGCCCCUCACGAUUUCCUACUGAAAUUUCUCUAAUAGUAGAGAAGUUAGAGAAUAAUGCAAAGGGGGCCCACCACAGACAGAACAUUUCUUUUCUCUUAAGACUCAUGUGAUUUUUGCAUCUUACUCCAUAAUGUAUUUGUGGUUGCGUUAAUAUGACAAUGUCUGCAAUUAAACACCAGUAAGCAAAACUGAUACAUCAGAAUGACUUGCAGGGCUUAUCAUGCAGUUUCAUUUACAUCCCUAACCCACUGCCAUUUACUUGAGCGUGAAUGAGACACCAGAGAUUCUUUGCCUCCCAUAAUCCAACUUUACACAUAAAUAACACAAGGCUAAAGAAAACCAGAACUCAAAUUCACCAUGCAUAAGAGUGAUAACAAAAAUAUUUAACAGUCAGUAUGGGUGAUUACUGGCCAAUCAGAAUACAUCACUGAUAUAUCGAAAUGGAUGCAGGCCACUAUGACUAACUUGUGGGUAUCAUUUCUAUGAUCACCCUUAAACAGAGUUGGGAAAAUAUCUAUUAACUCGUCUCUCUGGUUUGAAUUCUCAAUAUGUAUCUUAAUAUGAAAUAGCUCAUUAAAACUUCAUGUGUAACUAUUUCA
Molecule: messenger RNA, 6156 nt
Organism: Nomascus leucogenys (northern white-cheeked gibbon)
Lineage: Eukaryota; Metazoa; Chordata; Mammalia; Primates; Hylobatidae
Gene: FGF7
Product: fibroblast growth factor 7
Biological process (GO): positive regulation of peptidyl-tyrosine phosphorylation; positive regulation of epithelial cell proliferation; positive chemotaxis
Cellular component (GO): cytoplasm
Molecular function (GO): growth factor activity; type 2 fibroblast growth factor receptor binding
Source: RefSeq, a predicted model, not a curated record